Messenger RNA from Tripterygium wilfordii, 1012 nucleotides. Its product is annotated as thylakoid lumenal 15.0 kDa protein 2, chloroplastic. NCBI's taxonomy places the organism in Eukaryota, Viridiplantae, Streptophyta, Magnoliopsida, Celastrales, Celastraceae. The transcript is spliced from 6 exons. The record is from RefSeq and is a predicted model, not a curated record. Bases 111 to 791 code for a protein of 226 amino acids.
GAACUUGUAUUCUCUGAAUGGGUAGAAUAUGGGCUUUGGGAUCGCCCAUUUUCUGGGUCCCUUAACGCGGAAAUCCGUUAUCCUAUCCAACUAAACUCACCGUCACUUGAAUGGCGUUUCUCCAUCUCCCCUAUUCAUCUCUUGCUCUAGGAACAACCUCUUGUGGUGCUUAUAAAGUACCCAUCACCGCCUCGUCUCAUCUUUCCCUGAAAAAUUCCCCAGGAAAUAAUUCCAGUUACUGCAACAACUGGGUAUCCCAAUUUAGAUCAAAAUCGGUGAAUUUUAUUACUUCUGGGGCGCUAGCUCUUGGUUUAUCUCUCACAGGAGUUGGAUUUGCGGAGGCAAAACUUGGGGUUAACAAGCCAGAACUGCUUCCCAAAGAGUUCACUCCAGUCAUUGAUGUGGCAGGGUUCCUCUCUGAUGGCCAGGAAAAGAGACUUGCCCAGGAGAUAUCCAAUAUAGAGAAUGAUACUGGAUUUAAGCUAAGAGUUUUGGCCCAGAAUUAUCCUGAAACGCCAGGGUUAGCAAUCAAAGAUUUUUGGCAAGUGGAUGAUAGAACCAUUGUAUUCGUUGCUGAUCCUAGCUUCGGCAAUAUACUAAAUUUUAAUGUGGGAGCUUCGGUAGAUCUUGACAUCCCACGAAGCUUUUGGAGCCGUUUGGCUGGGAAGUACGGAAAUAUUUUUUACUGGAAAGAGAAGGGAGAAGAUGCAUCUAUCGAAGCUGCUGUAAUGGCAAUAUCCAAUUGCUUGAAAGAACCCGUUGGCUCGAAUAAUUGCUCUGAGAUAAAGUAAUUCUACAGGAGUUUACAGACAAUGUUUUCUUCAUUUAUACUCUCUCACAUUGUUGUAAAUAUUGCUGAGUUCUUGUUGCAAGACUUUCAAGUUAGGAUUGUGGUUCAAGGUGUAUUCUUCAUGAUUCUGUAAUUGAUUAUAGUCUUACAUAUGUUCAACUGAUGUUUUACUGAAUUAAGAUUGAUUGACUGGUAGAUAAAAAUUCUGUGUGGGUUUAUUCA